AUGGCACAGCCUAAACAAACAACAGAUUUCGGGCCCACACAUAUUGUCGAUCCUGUCACAGAGCACACGCACACCGCAAUCCUUCUACACGGACGAGGAAGCAACGGUCCAGAAUUCGCCCAAGAACUUUUCGAAGAAACUCUUUUCCCUGAUGGAUCAAGCCUCGCUCAGAAACUCCCCAGUUGGAAAUGGGUCUUUCCAUCUUCCCGUGAACUCUGGAGCGAGGCAUUUCAAGAGGACAUGCCGGCUUGGUUCGAGGCCCAUUCUUUGACGGAUAUUACGGCGAGACAGGGAGUACAGAUACCCGGUAUCAAAGAGUCGAGUGAAUAUGUCAAGACUAUUACCAAUGAUGAGAUCGCGAAGCUUGAUGGAGCCAGUGAGAGGGUUGUUUUGGGCGGGAUUAGUCAAGGUGGAGCGAUAGCCAUGUGGACUCUUCUAAGUCAAAGCGAGAUGUCGUUUGGUGCCUUUUUCGGAACGAAUACUUGGCUUCCUCUCUUUUCCAGUCUACGGGACUCUAUGAGCCAUGGUGCAGAGAUGAGUGAGGACGAAGGUGUUGUGUUCUUGGCCGAGAUGCUGGGCUCACCGCCCAGCCAAUACCAGACGCCCAAUCGCUCUACACGCGUGUUUCUUGGUCAUGGGACUGACGAUGCUUACGUCGAUGUCGAGCUUGGGAGGCAAGCAAGAGAUGUUCUCACUCAGGUCGGAUAUUCGGUAGAGUGGAAGGAGUAUACUGGCGCUGAGUUGGAGGGACAUUGGAUCAAGGCGCCUGAAGAGUUGGAAGAUUUAUUGGAAUUUUUAACAAAGACAUUAAGCAGAUAA
Messenger RNA from Fusarium coffeatum, 819 nucleotides. RefSeq lists its product as uncharacterized. Gene Ontology annotation, cellular component: cytoplasm. NCBI's taxonomy places the organism in Eukaryota, Fungi, Ascomycota, Sordariomycetes, Hypocreales, Nectriaceae. The record is from RefSeq and is a predicted model, not a curated record. Gene Ontology annotation, biological process: protein depalmitoylation. The transcript has a single exon. Gene Ontology annotation, molecular function: carboxylic ester hydrolase activity; palmitoyl-(protein) hydrolase activity. Bases 1 to 819 code for a protein of 272 amino acids.